This is a messenger RNA of Papaver somniferum (opium poppy), 1926 nucleotides long. Its product is annotated as protein DETOXIFICATION 16-like. The record is from RefSeq and is a predicted model, not a curated record. Bases 199 to 1701 code for a protein of 500 amino acids. Gene Ontology annotation, biological process: xenobiotic detoxification by transmembrane export across the plasma membrane. Gene Ontology annotation, cellular component: membrane. Gene Ontology annotation, molecular function: xenobiotic transmembrane transporter activity; antiporter activity. The transcript has 8 exons. NCBI's taxonomy places the organism in Eukaryota, Viridiplantae, Streptophyta, Magnoliopsida, Ranunculales, Papaveraceae.
CUUAGCUAGGAUAAGAAGGUCCUGCUGAUUUUUGGAUUUAAAAUUAGAUGCAACCAAAAAGACUAAUAAUCUUGUCAAUGGUGCAGCAUAUGCUGAAGUAAUAUCAGAUUGAGAGAAUUGAACAAUUUUUGUUGGUCUCUGUUCAGUCUAAACCUUACUUUCUCUUAGUUCUUAAAGAAGCAGAAAUAGAGAACCAGAAUGGGAAGUGAGACAUCAAAAUCAAUUCUUAAUGCUCCUCUACUUGAAAGUAGAAAAGAAGAAGUAAAUGGGCUUAAAUUGCUUGGAGAGGAGCAUAGUACUAAUACCAUUAUCGCUAAGGAGAGUUCAGAGAUUGUUGUAGAAGUGAAGAAGCAGAUAUGGUUAGCCGGACCUCUUGUAUCAGUUAAUGUCUUACAAUACUGUUUACAAUUGAUUUCAGUGAUGUUUGUUGGCCAUCUUGGUAAACUCUCUCUUUCUGGCGCAUCAAUGGCCACUUCUCUUGCAUCAGUUACCGGCUUCAGCUUACUGAUGGGGAUGGGAAGUGCAUUAGAUACCUUAUGCGGUCAAUCAUACGGAGCGAAACAGUUUCAUAUGCUCGGGAUACAUAUGCAGAGAGCCAUGUUUGUUCUAUCACUUGUUAGUAUUCCUCUUGCUUUUGUUUGGGCAAACGUAGGACAAAUUCUCUUGGCCGUGGGACAAGAUCCGGCGAUAUCUUUCGAAGCCGGAGUUUAUGCUCGGUUCAUGAUCCCUUCCAUUUUUGCAUAUGGACUACUUCAAUGUGAAGUUAGAUUUCUGCAGACACAGAGUAUUGUCUUUCCAAUGAUGAUUAGCUCUGCAAUAACAGCUGUACUGCAUAUACUUGUGUGUUGGGUUCUGGUUUUCAAAACUGGUCUUGGUUUUAGAGGCGCUGCAAUGGCCAAUGCCAUCUCUUAUUGGAUAAAUACAUUACUACUAGCAAUUUAUAUUAAGUUCUCCAGCACCUGCAAAAGAACUUGGACCGGUUUCUCAAAGGAAGCACUUCAGGAUAUCCCCAACUUUAUGCGACUUGCUAUUCCAUCAGCUAUUAUGAUGUGCUUAGAGACAUGGUCUUUUGAAAUGAUGGUUCUGCUGUCGGGUUUGCUUCCUAAUCCAAAACUAGAAGCUUCAGUGCUAUCGAUCAGUCUUAACACCAGCGGUUGUGUUUUCAUGAUUUCAUCCGGACUAAGUGGAGCUAUAAGCACAAGGGUUUCAAAUGAAUUAGGAGCGGGUAACUUCCAAGCCGCACGUUUAGCAGUUCAAGUUGUGUUGAUCAUGACCAUCACAGAAGCAAUGGUAAUAGGCUCAGUCAUGAUUUUAAUACGCCGUCUUUGGGGAUAUGCUUAUAGCAAUGAUGAAGAGGUGGUAUCUUAUGUUGCAACCAUGGUGCCAAUAAUUGCAGUCUCUACCUUUCUCGAUGCAAUUCAAUGCGUUCUUUCAGGUACGGCCAGAGGAUGUGGUUGGCAAAAGAUUGGAGCUUCCAUAAAUCUUGGAGCUUAUUACCUUGUUGGCAUUCCUUCAGCUAUCUUAUUAGCUUUUGUACUAAAUGUGGGCGGAAAGGGACUUUGGUUUGGGAUCAUAUGUGCUUUGAUUGUACAAGUUGUAUCUCUUCUAGUUGUAGCCUGGCGUACUGAUUGGGAGCAACAAGCAAAACAGGCAACAAGCAGAGUUUACGAAGCUACAAUUCCAGCAUAUAUGGUGUCAUAAAGUAUCUGCAUUAUAACACUUAUCCAAAAAUAGGGUAUGAGAAUAUGAGUGGUUCUCUCGAAAGACUAAUUACCGUGGCCAGCUUGAUAUGCAGGGAAUAUUUUGCUGCUGCACAAAUUUGCAGCUGACUGAAUUUUCCUUGUUGCUUGUAUACCUUUUUUUCGAAAUCAAGAAAAGCUCGUGUAUCAUCAUCAAAAGAAAUAUAAAAAAGAUCGAGUAAUUAUU